This is a messenger RNA of Racocetra fulgida, 502 nucleotides long. NCBI's taxonomy places the organism in Eukaryota, Fungi, Glomeromycota, Glomeromycetes, Diversisporales, Gigasporaceae. The record is from the annotation of a GenBank genome assembly.
GUUGAAGCACAUCAUUAUUGCAGCCACCUUAAUGACGACUUUCGCCAAUGUGUUAUCUAUGACUCUCAUGAAGCUGAUGCUAAGUUGAUCGGUGUUGAAUACAUCAUUUCAGCUAGACUUUUUCAAAGAAUUUUAGUCUGUCCUUUCGGAUCUUUGGUUCCUACGGCUGUCUCUGAUAAAGCAGAGGGAAAAGUGAUGGAAGACUUGAUCAACACGUAUGGCAAGACAUGGCAUUUUUGGCAAGUUGAUCGAGGUGAUCCUUUACCAUACGGUCCACCCCAACUCAUGAUGUCUUUCACUGGAGAUAAUCAACUUUCGCCAAAAGCCCUUAAAAAUCGUGAUGAGAGACUCAAUGUUUGUAGUGCGCAUAAACGUGAGGCACGAGCUAAGCUUCAAGAAACUUACAAAUGUGAUCCUUGUGCUGAUCAUUGGUCUCGUAGAGAUGAUGGUAUGGCAUAUCAAUGUGAUAUGAAACUUGUUGAACAUAAGAAAGUCGUUCAAG